GAAGAGCCAGCAAAAGGUUCAAAAGCUGAAAUACAAGCUCUUGUAGAUAGAAAGACUAGAAUUCUCCAAGAAGGUUGUGGUAAUCCAAAGGAUUUGAGAUUGCCCAUUGUUGCUUUCUUCCAACUCAUGCCCAUACCUUAAAGCCCUCUGUGCCCAUUGCAAGUCUAUUGAGCAAAGAAGCAGAAGGAGAUAAGAGGGGACUAGGGGAGCUUGCUGUUCAUAAUUCAUGAACCCUUUGUUAUUUUGUGGCAGUUAAAGCAAAGUCGGUUUGAUUUGGUUUUGGGGGUUUAAUAAUCUCUUUUGCAAAAAAGCCAAAGUGGGCAUUUAUUUGAAAGUGGAUAGGCUUUAGUGGGCAUAUUCCAAUUUUACUAUAAACCACACCAGGAUAAUCAAGGGGACAGAAAUACAAAAUCUUGGAAGUAGCUAUAUAGAAACUAUUUCACCUCAAGAAUGUCUAGUGCCUUGCUGUGGGUUGUUUCUCCCUCGUCUGAGCUAUCGAAUGGCACUGGAAUCUUUUAUUCGGUGAGGGAGGGAAUCCGGAUUGUGGAUUCGUCGAGGUUCCUUGGCAGGAACAGGAGUUUGGUGUGCAAAGGCAGGGCUAAGAAGGGUAAGAAACAAAGAUGCACUUUGGCAUCUUUCAAUGCAGACUCGAGGUAUCUUUGUUCGGGAGGGUCGAGCUUGAAGAAUGGAGGGAAAUCCUACGUGCUUUCAAAUGCGGUGGUUAGUCCAGCCGGGGAAAUGGCGAUGUCAUCUGAGCAAAAGGUGUACGAUGUAGUGUUGAAGCAGGCUGCUUUGGUGAAUAGGAAGUUGAGAUCCAUAGAUAAUUUGGAGGUGAAGCCCGAUAUAGUCCUUCCGGGUGAUUUGGGCGUGUUGAGUGAAGCUUAUGAUCGAUGCGGUGAAGUAUGUGCAGAGUAUGCUAAGACGUUUUAUUUGGGAACCAUGCUAAUGACACCUGAGAGAAGAAGAGCUAUCUGGGCGAUAUAUGUGUGGUGUAGGAGAACUGAUGAGCUCGUUGAUGGGCCUAAUGCAUCGCAUAUAACUCCAACCGCCCUGGAUAGAUGGGAGGCUCGGCUGGAAGACGUAUUCAGAGGGCGCCCGUUUGAUAUGCUUGACGCUGCACUAUCAGAUACAGUAUCCAGGUUUCCAGUUGAUAUUCAGCCCUUUAGGGAUAUGAUUGAAGGAAUGCGAAUGGACCUCUGGAAGUCGAGAUACGAUAACUUUGAUGAGCUAUAUCUGUACUGUUAUUACGUUGCUGGUACAGUUGGUUUGAUGAGUGUCCCGGUUAUGGGCAUUGCGCCCGAAUCAAAGGCAACUACAGAGAGUGUCUAUAAUGCCGCUUUGGCUUUAGGCAUCGCAAAUCAACUAACCAACAUUCUCAGAGACGUGGGCGAGGAUGCCAGACGGGGGAGGGUCUAUUUACCUCAAGAUGAAUUAGCUCAAGCGGGACUCUCUGAUGACGAUAUAUAUGCUGCAAAAGUUACUGAUAAGUGGAGGAACUUCAUGAAGAAGCAAAUCAAGAGAGCAAGGAAGUUCUUCGACGAGGCUGAGAGAGGCGUGACUGAACUUAGCUCCGCUAGUCGAUGGCCAGUGUGGGCGUCGCUGCUGUUGUACCGCAAGAUACUGGACGAGAUCGAAGCCAACGACUACAACAACUUCACAAGGAGAGCCUAUGUAAGCAAGCCAAAGAAACUGCUUGCAUUGCCUAUUGCAUAUGCAAAAGCUGUGAUUCGACCAUCAACAACUGCUUCCCCUCUGGCUAAAGCUUGA
Molecule: messenger RNA, 1767 nt
Organism: Ipomoea triloba (trilobed morning glory)
Lineage: Eukaryota; Viridiplantae; Streptophyta; Magnoliopsida; Solanales; Convolvulaceae
Product: phytoene synthase 2, chloroplastic
Exons: 7
Coding region: 451-1767 (438 amino acids)
Biological process (GO): carotenoid biosynthetic process
Molecular function (GO): geranylgeranyl diphosphate synthase activity
Source: RefSeq, a predicted model, not a curated record